AUGACAUCCCAACCUGAGCCCGAUCUUAACAGAUUAGAAGCUGGAGACACCAACAUCACCUCUUCCAGCCAAGAAUCCGACCGAAAGCCUCAGCAUCCCGCAUACCUCGACUAUGGUCCCCUCGCACACGUGAACACAGCAGAGACGCGACUCGCACCAUUUGGUGGCGAGCUUCAACCCGGCCUCUACCGCUCAGUUGCAGAGCGCAAGAUCGCGAAUCCCGCGCCAUUGGGCUUAUGCGGGUUCGCACUGACCACAUUUGUGCUCGGAUGCAUUAAUAUGCAAGUCCGUGGAAUUACAGAGCCGAACAUGGUUGUCGGCCCGGCAUUCGCAUAUGGUGGAUUCGUUCAGAUCCUCUCUGGAAUGUGGGAAAUGGCGGUCGGAAACACGUUCGGUGCAACGGCAUUAACAUCCUAUGGAGGCUUUUGGAUCUCGCUCGCGAUCUCUUUCACACCAGGUGGAUUUGGGAUCCAGAAAUCUCUCGUUGCAGCUGAUAAUGGAAGCUUGGGAAUGUUCUACGAUUCUCUCGGUAUCUUUAUCAUGGGAUGGUUCAUAUUUACUUUCCUGAUGAUGCUCUGUACGAUGAAGUCCACUGUUGUAUUUUUCAGCCUAUUCUUUUCGGUCGACAUCGCUUUCCUCCUUCUCGGUACCGGAUACUUGUGUCGCAAUGCUCAGCAGGAACCAAACGCCAACCUUCUCAAGGCGGGUGGAUUGUUUGCGCUCGUCGCGGCAUUUCUAGCGUGGUGGGUGGCUCUUGCUGGUGUGGCUGAUAACAGCAAUAGCUUCAUCCUUCCACCUGUCUGGCACUUCCCCUGGUCACCCAAAGGUAGGGAAUCGAGGAAGAACUUGAAGGAGUGA
Molecule: messenger RNA, 858 nt
Organism: Penicillium angulare
Lineage: Eukaryota; Fungi; Ascomycota; Eurotiomycetes; Eurotiales; Aspergillaceae
Product: acetate uptake transporter family protein
Exons: 3
Coding region: 1-858 (285 amino acids)
Cellular component (GO): plasma membrane
Molecular function (GO): acetate transmembrane transporter activity
Source: RefSeq, a predicted model, not a curated record